GUAAGAUGGUGGACACCUCUGAAACGUCAUCGCAGGCUUUUCCCGUUGUGCUGCGGUUUGAUGAAUUUUUGACCACCUCGCUGUCCCCUAUUUAAUAUUUCCAUACGUAUAUGCUGUCUAGCUAAUAAGUUGCCUCUUCGUAUGUUGCUUAGUAGUUUUCGCUCGACAGCGUCGUGGCAGGCUUGCUUGAUUCUCGUCUACUGACUUAAAAGAAAGCUCCUCCUGAAGAAUGGGCAACUUCGUUGUGCGUUUGGAUGUUAAGGAGAAGGAGCGCGAUCACCUACCGAAUGUGGAGGCCAAGCAAACGCUGGCAUCGGAAGUUUCCGAUGCCUCAACGGGUGAAAAUCGCAAAGCCGCUUGCGAUGAGAUGAAAGAUGUUGGUGGCGUGGAAGCUACCACCACGACCACACCGGAGCCUGAAGAGCGCAAAGCCGUGAGCGUGCCGAAUAAGGUGCGCGCUUUUUUUUCCAUGAUCUUCAAUGGCGUCCUUUCGUGUGGAUUUAUUUCUUCGUCAGGUCAUCUCUUACACAUAACGCCUGCAGAUCAUUUUGUUCCUCGAUCGUCUACCCGUCUAUCACCCGUUGCUAUGCCAUGAUGCGCUUCGUCCUCCUCGCCCUUUCUCAUCUUCCGCUCGUCAGCAGGUGUCGCGGAUGAUGGCGAGUCUAGUGCAGUCCGAGCCUCGAUCUCUGCGUCGACAGCUUCACCAGCUUGGGGUUGCGGUCCCUGAUAGUGAAAAAUCCAGAAGCAGACUGGCUGUCAUGAUAUGUUAAGGUCGGCCCUUAGGGUCCUUCGUCUUCGUUCUAAUCAGACACACUCAUCAUCAAACCCAAUUCGUCGACCUGCCUUGUAGCGUGUAGUAGAAGUAGAAUGAGUCUGGGCAUGGUAUGACGAUUCGAGUAGGGUUUGAUGAUGGUGUGUCUGUUAUUAACUCUAAUAUGGCGUGAGGCAGCAUGGUGACGAUCGGGACCUUGUCCGAGGAGCAUGCGUCGAGGAAUUGCAGAGGCUCACUUCGGAGAUUGCGGGUGAUGGGGCUGAUCUGUUGGCCCUGGGGCAAGAAAUUGGAGCUGUCGCUAGCUGGAUAGUUCACCUCGCGUGAGAUGGACUGUGGAUGUUGGGGUGGAGGAGGUGUAACUGAUGUGUUGCUCUGGGCAGACAUCCUCUGACGUUGACUAAAAGCAUUGAUGAACUAGCAUUGACAUGCCCCUGUCUCUGUUGUUACAGAUCAGAUGAUCGCGCAACCCAUGGCCCCCAGAUAUGAUGCCAUCCGCCCAUGACCCCCGGACUACAUGACGGCAGUGCUCCUGUAUGUAAAUGCUUACUCGUGCUUAGAAUUAACUACUCAAGUUCAACACAGCUGUUCUGUUAUCUACCAUGAUGAAGAAGCAGAUGAAGGAACGUGCCCAC
Amoebophrya sp. A25 is the source of this 1404-nucleotide messenger RNA. The record is from the annotation of a GenBank genome assembly. Lineage: Eukaryota; Dinophyceae; Syndiniales; Amoebophryaceae.